UCUGGAACCUCCUGCUAUAAAUAGGGGAGGGUCUUUUUGUUUAAGCAAAACAUGUGAAGCUCUUUAUAUAUUUGUGUGUGUACCAGAGACCACCAGUGUUUAAAUUCUACUACUACUACUAGAGGAGUACUGAGUGAGUAAUAGUUUGGGAUAGAUAUAGAGAGAGAAAGUGAGGAAUUAUGAGAGAUAGAGAUGAAAUGGUGGAAAUGAAGCCUGCAUGGCUAGAUGGUCUAAUGGCUGAAACAUUCUUUGCUGCAUGUGGGGUCCACGAAAACCGAAGGAAGAACGAGAAGAACAUCUUCUGCUUGGAGUGUUGUCAGAGCUUUUGCCCUCACUGCCUUCCUUCUCAUCGCUCUCAUCCCCUGCUUCAGGUGAGAAGAUAUGUUUACCAUGAUGUUGUUAGAUUGGAUGAUUUGGAGAAACUCAUUGACUGUUCCUAUAUUCAGCCCUAUACCAUAAACAGUGCAAAAGUGAUAUUCUUGCAUCAGAGGGUACAGUCUAGGUCUUGUAAGGGCUCUGCCAACAUUUGCUUCACUUGUGACAGGAUUCUUCAGGAGCCAUUUCACUUCUGUUCUCUUUCAUGCAAGAUUGAUCAUAUGGUGUGUCAAGGGGAAGAUUUAUCCUGCAUUCUAUACGGGUUCAACGAAUCCGAUUUCGCGUUCUCUCAAUUCGAGGAGCUACGAAUGGACGGGUCGGAGCUCGACGCGGACGGCCAAAUUACCCCAAACUCCAUCCUUGAGGACCCUUUGCAAUUCAAAGGCACAUCAUGCUCCAGCAAUUCCAUGGGCAUUUCUGGAAUUUCACGUGAGCCCGAGGUGGCGAAAAAGAAGAAGAAAGGAAGUGGAUUCCUCCCUGGGAUUGUUCUAUCCCUAAGCAACAGGAGAAAGGGUGCUCCCCAAAGGUCUCCACUUUCUUGAGAAAAAUUUGGACAAGAGAUUAUUAUUAUUAUUAUUAUAUAGUAGUUAUAUAUAUAUAUAUUCCUAAGUGUUGUAUUGA
This is a messenger RNA of Cornus florida, 996 nucleotides long. RefSeq names its product protein RGF1 INDUCIBLE TRANSCRIPTION FACTOR 1. NCBI's taxonomy places the organism in Eukaryota, Viridiplantae, Streptophyta, Magnoliopsida, Cornales, Cornaceae. Gene Ontology annotation, molecular function: zinc ion binding. The coding region runs from base 180 to 917 and encodes 245 amino acids. The transcript is spliced from 4 exons. The record is from RefSeq and is a predicted model, not a curated record.